AUUGUUCCGAAGGUUCUAUAGUGAAUAUUCGGACCAAUGAACCUUCUGACUAUUGCUACGGCCCCAUUUACGUGUACAAAUAGAUUUACUAACAGAGGCAACGGCUUAAUAGAUUAAAGGACUCAAACUGGAGAGAAACCAUCUGUGUACUGGUGUUCUAAAAAGAAAUUCUCUUCGAGAUACUGCUGUGUUAAGCAUGGAAAUACCCAAUUUUAAGAAAAACGUUUUGGAGUUAUCUAAUGGCGAUGGUAUACUACAUGAAUCCUCGGUACACGAAAGAACUCACUCUGGAGUGAAACCAUUCAAAUGCCAGUAUUGUGAAAAGAGUUUUAUAACAAAAAGUAAACGUACAAGACAUGAAAGGACACACACUGGAGAAAAGCCUUUUAAAUGCCAGCACUGUGAAAAGAGUUUUGGCGAGAAAGGAACAUGUAUACAGCAUGAAAGGACCCACACAGGAGAAAAACCAUUCAAAUGUCAGUAUUGUGAAAUGAGUUUUUGUGAGAAAAGUUCAUGUAGACGACAUGAAAGGACCCACACUGGAGAAAAACCAUUCAAAUGCCAGUAUUGUGAAAAGAGUUUUAAAAGCAGACAGGGAUGUUUACUACAUGAAAGGAACCACACUGGGGAAAAACCAUUCAAGUGCAAGUAUUGUGAAAAGAGUUUUAGUUCAAAAAGUAACUGUAUGGCACAUGAAAAGACCCACACUGGAGAAAAACCAUUCAAAUGCCAGUGUUGUGAAAAGAGGUUUAUUGAGAGAAGCAACUGUCUAACACAUGAAAGGAUCCACACCGGAGAAAAACCAUUCAAAUGCCAGUAUUGCGAAAAGAGUUUUCAUUGGAAAAAAAACUGUACAGAACAUGAAAAAGCCCACACUAGAGAAAAACCAUUCAAAUGCCAGUAUUGUGAAAAGAGUUUUAGGACAAAAAGUGACUGUAUACCACAUGAAAGGAUCCACACUGGAGUAAAACCUUUUAAGUGCCAGUAUUGUGAAAAGAGUUUUUGUGUGAAAAGUAACUGUACACGACACGAAAGAACCCACACUGGAGAAAAAUCAGUCAAAUGGCAAUAUUUUGAUAGGGGCUUUAGUGAGGAUGUUUUUUCUCUUCAGUUAAAGACAGAAUUUCAAAUUGAGGCUUCAGAUCCAGGGACAAGGGAAGAAAAGGGUUUUUGUAUUGAAGCCGCAGUUAAAAAGGAGUUGAAAGAUGAUGUUGCUCCAGGAGAAGGACCUGUUAUAUACCCUAUUGCAAUGUUUAGAAAUGUUUUUGCAGACGCUGAUGCAUAAUGUGUAGGAAGACAUAAAAUGAUGUCUGAGACAUUUGAGAUGCACUGGUCUAAUUAUUAGUUUUAAGUUCUCAUGCAUUAAGAUGUGGGUAAAUAAUUUAAAGUGAAAAAAAUGAAUUAUCAGUUGGCUUCUUGUUUAUAGAGAAUUAACUGAAGUAAUAGAUGAUAUUUCAUUCAUUUUCAUUUUCGUUGAUUUUUCAACGAAAAACUGGUGUAUGUCAUAGUGUAUACAUUAGAAAGUAAGGAUGGGCGUUUUACACACUGUUUGUUAAAUCUUGAAUGAAGGAGGUAGAAUAAGGGACAUUUUGCAUGGUUGAAAAAAAUUCAUGCUUCAGAGUCUAUAAGACUUCACAGGAAAAACACUUCAUUUAUCUCAGGUUAAUGAUCCAUCAUGUCAGGGGUAGCACUACAAUUUUUUUUUUUUUUUU
Lingula anatina is the source of this 1712-nucleotide messenger RNA. RefSeq lists its product as uncharacterized. Gene Ontology annotation, cellular component: nucleus. Gene Ontology annotation, biological process: regulation of transcription by RNA polymerase II. Gene Ontology annotation, molecular function: DNA-binding transcription factor activity, RNA polymerase II-specific; RNA polymerase II transcription regulatory region sequence-specific DNA binding. The record is from RefSeq and is a predicted model, not a curated record. Lineage: Eukaryota; Metazoa; Brachiopoda; Lingulata; Lingulida; Lingulidae.